This is a messenger RNA of Prorocentrum cordatum, 494 nucleotides long. NCBI's taxonomy places the organism in Eukaryota, Dinophyceae, Prorocentrales, Prorocentraceae. The record is from the annotation of a GenBank genome assembly.
AUGGCGGUCGUCGAGGAGCCCGCCGGAGCGGAGCCUGCGGCCGCCAAGGGAGCGGGCUCGUGCGCGCCGUCUGGCGAGGAGUCGGCGCGGGAGGCGCCGGCGAAGGAGGCCUCGGGCUCGUCGGAGCCCAAGGGCGCCGAGGGCACCUACUCGACGGAGCUCGUGGCCCUGCUCUUGAACUUCCUAAAGGAGUAUUACAUGGACGGGCAGGAGAGCAAGAUCCGCGACAUGCUCACCGACAUCUCCUCCGAGGGGCCGAAGCCGCGAGAGCUGGGGCGCUGGGGCAAGAUCUCUCCGAAGUGCGUGCGGGAGGCAUGGGGGGCCUUCAACGUGUGGAAGGAGGACGGCAACAUCACUAUGCCUGCAUAUUACACUUCUGUCACGCACAACCAGGAGCUCGAGUGUGUCGUCGUCAAGAAGAACCCGGACCAGUCCUUGGACCUGAGCUCCCAUCCAAUGGACAGUGUGCAGCACACCGCGUCGGUGGUCAAGAG